AUGUUAUUACGUCGGAGCUCUGUCAAAGUUGGCAGCCUUGCUUACAGACCCGAUGUUAUUAAGCGCUCAACGACAACGAAGGCCUUCAGAAUAAUCACGACCCGAAAAUCCAACAAGAUUAUGUCCCAGACAGAAAUACCUACAGAACAGACUACCACCAUAGCCACGGGUUAUGUAGUAGGUGGUGGUAAUGUUGAUGAUAAAGGCUCAACCACCGCUGUCGUCUCUGUGGAGGAGACCAGAACGACCACAGCAAUCUCGGCCUCUGUCGCCACCGCUCCUGAGAAAACUACCAUAAUCGACGACUCUAUGUACGGCAAGGAAGAAAGCGAUUCAGACGACGAAGCACCACCUACUUGGGACGGUGGAUUGCCUCGCGCCAAAAUUAGGGCACCUACGGUAGGCGGUGACAAGAAAGACGACAAAAAAGGUGGAAAAGACGAAAAGAAGGACAAUCAAGGCGGUAAGAACGACGAAGGCAGCCAAACGGGAGACGUGAAGUAUAAAGCCCUACGGAGGCGUUCCAUACCGAACUCCAGCCUCACGAUGCCCGGCGCCUCAGACAUAACCGUCAUACAGACCACCACCACAGUGACCACAGCCGACGUGGUUGAAGCUGCCACUGUCGACGAGAAACGCCCGAAUGUGGUUGGCGGCGCUGUCUUCACAUCUGAGACCACGACAAUUGUGGCCACCUCGGCACUGGUCGAGAUACCUGAGCAGACCACCCCUAUUAGUGGCCCAAAUUCUGACGAAGGAGAAAGCGAUGACGAAGAGCCAGUCUGGCUGGGCGGAAUGCCUCGAGGUAAAUUGGCCCAGAAUGCAGUGGGCCCAAGAAGCAAUAAGAAGGGCGACAAGAAAGACGACAAGAAAGACGAUAAGAAGGGCGACAAGAGGGACGACAAGAAAGGAGCAUCCGGGAAGGGUUCGAAUAAGUGA
Molecule: messenger RNA, 939 nt
Organism: Cyclocybe aegerita
Lineage: Eukaryota; Fungi; Basidiomycota; Agaricomycetes; Agaricales; Hemipholiotaceae
Source: the annotation of a GenBank genome assembly